Mesocestoides corti is the source of this 19815-nucleotide messenger RNA. The record is from the annotation of a GenBank genome assembly. Lineage: Eukaryota; Metazoa; Platyhelminthes; Cestoda; Cyclophyllidea; Mesocestoididae.
AUGUGCAAGAAACAAGAUGAUGCGACGGUUUCAUUUUGUAGCAUCAGUAAAGAGUGCGUGGCGGAUUCCGAGUCUCCCGAUGGUUACCGGUGUCGCUGUGAGGUGAAAGAGGACGGGCGAUUAGUGGAGGAGGCCUGCGACCUCUGCAAGUCCACCUCUCCGCCGCCCGAAGCAAAGUGUCACGAACGCUCGGAGUUGCUUAUUCUCUGUAACCCACUGGGCACUGAAAGCAUCACUCCUGAGGAAAAUUGUGUGUGUAAGAACGGGUACGAGGGUGAACAAUGCAGAGAGUGUUCUGAGGGAUUCAUGAAGUCUGGUGACAAGUGUCUGCCGUGCUACUGUGCUGGCACAACCAAGUCCUGCAGGGCCUCUGACGUUCACUUCUUCGAAAAUAUCUCCCUCGCUAACCCAGGUCGAUACAAGUUUGACGUCUUCAUGUCAAGGAAAUUAGCCAAUGGGGAGCUAGCCGCGGUGCCAUUGAGUGGUGCUGACAAGGCCAGAAUAGAACGGGUCCACGCGGUGUCGAAUGUGCACAAGUUCGGCCCCCCCGAGGACUUGAUUAUUCGUGAACCCCUGGCCCGAGAUGGCAUCUCACAAGUCACAAUCAAGCUCAUGGACACUCAACGUGGCGCCACAAAAUCCGAUCUACCUGUUUAUCGGUAUUUGUACGGUGGAAAGAUGUCGUUCCGUUUCAAACGAGCGCAACCGCAGCGUACCGGGAAAGAAAACCAAGUAGUUGUCACAAUCGAGUCGCCUAAAUUCGGCACUGCUUGGACGACCGCCAAUUUCAAUCCUAAAACACAGCGCUACGAAGUCGUGUUCAGCGAAGAUUGGUGGAAACAUGGCUGGCGUUUGCACAAAGAUGUCCUGUCUCGAGCAGCUCUACUCCGUGUGCUGGGCACAGCCAGCUCCAUUGGCAUUCCCCUUAUGGCCACUAACAACGGCCUUGAAAAUGCACGAAUCGGAGGCUUGUCUUUUGAACUUGCCCGGGACUUCACCGACGACGUCGCUGCAGCUGAGGGUCUGCGAGCGGCUCCUGUAGAAGUCUGCGACUGUGAAGGCCAUGGCGGCAGAAGCCUCUCCCCAAGUUGCGAGGGUUGCACUGAUUUGUCAAAGUCGACUGCGGUGCGUCUGGACCCAAGCGGACCUGACUUCGAGUGCGGUGCGUGUGAAGGACCAAACUGUGACACGUGUGAGGCAGGGCAGUUCAAGUAUGACUUCCUCACAAACGAAGUCUACGAGAAGUGUCAAAAGGGCGUUGAGAUGGACACAGAAGGUCGUGUCGUGGUGGCAGAGCCGGGUAGCCGAGUGUCGCUCACCUGCCGUGCGACCUCGUAUCGCGGUGGCAUUGCCGUUCACACCUGGCGACUGCCGGCUCACGUGGCAGGAUCCACCGACAUCUCCAUCAGGCGUGAGCUGCUUCCCUUUAAGCCAAAAUCGGAGACCGGCAAGUGGGAGCCAAUCACCUCGGAGACACAACUUCAAAUUGACAACGCCAAGAAGGAGUACUCGGGUCUCUACGAGUGCCAGGUCGCGGCUUUGGGAGUCAACCUCACUGAACCAUUCUACCUUGUCAUCAGAGAUCCAGAUGAAGAGCCUCCAAGCGAACCAGGUGACACUUUGAAUGAGGAGUUUCCCGUGCCAAUGCCUGUUCCUGAUGCACCCCCAGCAACAGAGUUCCUCACGGCUGAUACGGACCCCGAGGAUCCCACUGCCACGGUUCUCCAGGGCAAAGUUUAUCCACCAACGAGUCUCGACAACUUCCACCUUGUCUGGCUAUCUCCUAAUGGAACCCAGAUGCUCCCGCUGAGCGACCCAAUGAUAGAUUCAACAACAGGGGAAUUCCGUGUUCGCCUACCUAUCGAUCUAACCAAAGUAGACGAACUUGAUGGUAAAAUUAAUGGUUUCCUUGUGGGCAAGGACCCAAUCAACACGCCUAUUUGGGUGCCCCUACCACCACCCACCAGAAUCAAGGAACCACUGAAACCAGAGGAUAUGCCAGGAAUAAGACUGAACCAAGAAAGUUUCAAUCUGUCUUUUCUUGAGCCCGCUAAAAUUCGUGUUGUUUUCGCCGACGGAAAACCGAAGAACGUGAAAAUCAAGUGGCGGCGCCUGGAACCCACGCCUGUAGAAGACCCGGCUGGGUUUCUACCAGGCAUGGGAGUCACACCAGAUGGCGACUUGGUCAUUUGGGCUGCGGGCGAGGAGCACGAGGGUACGUAUGAGGCUGAGGUCACCAACCCAGAGACAGGCGACGUCGUUAGGUUGAACACUACGAUUCGCGUCGCCCCCAUGUUACCCCCCAAGGAGAUUCCCGUGUCCCCUGGAUCGGCUGGCGAGAGCCCGGAGGAGGUGAGGGACGUGGAACCGCCACAGCCGACUGCUGACGACGCCUUUGUCUACUACGUCACCGGAUUCACUCCUAGCUCGGUAUACUGUGCUCGGCCUAAGUGGACACUAAUGGAUAAGGCGUUAAAUACAAGCAAGGAUAUUAGCGAUAGAGUCAAUCGAGAGAGCGAGUCAAGAUUCGUCAUCAACUACCCCCUCUCAAGCGGCAAAUACAUCAAGUUUGAGUGUCUUCCAGUACCGACGACAAAUCUCACUGGAUCGCUUCAUUUCGACGUUGAUUCACCGGAUCUUCGUGUCAUAAUUCUUCCGGAAUACGAUGACCCUUAUUCCAUCUUUCCGACCAGACUUGUCUGUGCAGAAGGAAAUCCAGACAUCAAGGCAAACGUGACCAUUACCUCUGACGGUCUAACUGAACAAGAAAUUAAGGCCCUUGAAAAUCCAGCGUCGCGGAGCCAGGAGUUCGUGGAAUUGGAUUGGCGUCGUGUGGGUGGAUUUCGACCGUUUAAAUACUCCCGGAAGUACACAUGCACUGCGAAGUCUCCAACAAUGACCGUGGAGAAGUCGGUGACAAUCAGACCGAGGGUUCUUCCAGGAGGUAUGGAGCUCAUACAGAGGCCAACGCCACCGAAAUUGACGAUUUCGUCACCUGGUCAGGCUCUUAGUCAUGAGGGCGAUGAUAACUAUCGAUUAGGUGUCACUGAGGGUCAGCCAGCACAGUUCAUACUUGUGAUUCUGAGCACCGCAGCUGAUAACCGAUGUGCGACACUUCGAUUCUUUCAGAUCAUCGCUGAAUACGACUCGCCUUCGAAGACCGGGGAGAUUACCUGGACGCUAGAUGAUUCGAAAGACGUUCCAGAGGUAAAUUCGGAUGGAGAUCAUUCGUGGACACGAGUUAAUAUCUCGGAGAUGCCUCGAACGUUUGAUGAUAAAGUCCUCGCCUUCGUAAUUGACACUCCUGAAGGCGAGAAGACAGCCAGGGUUACUCUCGAAGUUCGUCCGGCCGAUAGGUCCUUUGCAAUCGUGCAUCUAAACAGCACCUCACUCGUCAACGGCGACCUGAUUGGACUGACUGGUGGGGACAUGGCGAUUGAUGUGAAAUCCUUCGGCCCCGACGGCUCAGAACUGCCUGGCGACCUGGAGACCUUCUGGCGCGUCACUCAGGCCAAUGGUGCACCAGUUAAGUUGGACGACGGCGUCCUAGCCGAGCGCUACGCUCAGCCGAAGCCCUACCGCCUCGAACUCCAGGGACUUCCACGUCGGCCCACUGAGUUCCGCAUAUUUGCCGGGGUUGUUGUUCCCUUCGGAGAAAAGAAGGAGUUGUUCACCUCCAUUCCGCACCGCCUCAUUGUCCGUGAGGGUCUCAUUCAGGCCUACGUCGUUGGUCUCACGGGACCAGAUGUUCUUUCUGGACCUGAACUCAGCACAGUUGGAGCCACCUGUGUUGCCCAUGAUGUUUGGCGUAAUAAGACAGUGCGGGAGAUAACAUACGACUGGGACUAUGUAAUUCGCCCGGAUGGAGCGGUUACGCAGUUGCCUACAUCGACAGACAAGAUUCAACCUGAGGUUCCAAAAGAGACUGAACUGCCAUGGUCGGUGAUGACUUUCCACGAGAACUCUGUCUACUUCGGCCAGUUAAAAAGUCGUCCUGGCUGGACAGCACACUUGCGCUGCCGGGCAAAGUCGAAUGUAACCGGCCAACUCGUUGUCUCAGAGUGGUUCAAACUCAACGUCAUUCCGAUUGAUAUGACUGCCAAAUUCCCGGUUAUUGAAAUUCGGCCAACCUUUGAUCCCGAGGUGUCACGCUUCCCUGUCAAGGUUGAGUGCGUUGACACGAACACAAAGGUGCCAUCCACUGUAACCUGGUCCAAAGAUGAUCAAGUCCUGCCUCCGUCGGUGAAGAUGGAGACUGCGGAAAAUUCGGCCGUAAUCUCCUGGUCGGUGAGCGACUCAAACGAGUUCGCACCUCGUGCACUGGCGGGAAUGUACACCUGUGAGGCGAAGAACGAAUUCCGCACUGUCAGUGAACGUCUCUUCCUUCCUGACGACAUAAUGGAGAAACAUGAGCGAGAAAAGGUGCCCAUUACGAAGGACCUCAUUCGUAUCAUGUCCCCGUAUGCGCCAAUUGAGGAGGUCGAUGGUGUGAAGCAAGUAAAACUAGAGGAAGGCGGGAUGUUUGAGCUAAUCUGCGAGUACUACGGUUAUCCACCGCCGGCCGACGGUGUGAGCUGGCGCCUCAAGCAGGGAGAUGACGAGGGUUCCACAGGGGACGCACUAGCCCAGAUCCACGGCCUUGUCUGGGAACGCGGUCGCAACUACUGGGCCUCGGUGCAGUCUGACGCCUUCAAUCAAUAUGCCCCCCAGACUGGUGUCUACACGUGCGAGGCCAUCGAUAAAACCGGACACGUCAUCGCCUCUGACUCCGUUACCGUUGCAGUAGAUUCGGCACUUUUAACGAGUGUCGCAGUGUUCCGUGGUUACGAGUUAUUCAACAAAGUCAACCAACUCACAUCUGUCCUUGCCUUUACACGACUUUCCUUUCCUUCAACAGCUCCCGUGAAAGAGUACAACGUUGAGGUACUCGGUCUGGACGAUUACGGCGUUCUUUAUCUGCGACCCGGUGGAGAGGGUCGCGUGAGUUGCAGGGUCACAGAUGCCGCCACAGGCGAAGUUGUUGCCACCUUCGGCAGACUGAAGAAGCUUCAAUGGGACGGUCCCCUGGUGGAGACGGAGAAGGUCAAAACUCUCGACGACGUGGCUCACACUGUUCAGGUGGCAGGAGAAGAUCUCCACUUUCAGGGCGUCCACGCUGACCUGCCUGAGGAGUUGUGGGGUAGAUGUACCUUCUUUGACGGAAAGGUCCGUAAGGAGUCCAAACCAUUCCGUAUUGUUGUUCAGGGUGAAGGAGGAACGGACGGAAAAGUGAAGACGAUAGUUGUAGAACAUCCCAGGGAAUCGCCGAACAAGCGAAAAUUCCAGUGCGAUGCAUUUGACACAACCGACGGUCAUCGUGUGGGUGAUGCCACCGUCACGUGGUAUUUCGUGACCCCUGGCGGCCACAAGAUCCUCCCCGGUCACUUGUUCAAGCAUGUUGAGACUGAGGGCAGGACAAUCGUCUUGACUGAUCUUCGUGAAGAUGUGGACCUUUCGAUGUUAGCCGGCGGUGAAUCCACUGUGGAGGGUCGUUGUGCCGCCUACAUACCAGAAACCAUGACUACCUACCCGUCGGAACCAUUCAUGACUCUUGCGGCUAAAGAUGCUGACAAAACACCAGAAUUUAUUGACCGGGAAGAGAAAGACGACAAACCUCUCAUAACUAUCAAAGGUGAUGAUAGAGGUCAAGUUCAAGUCGAAGAGGGCAAAGACGUCAGCUUGAAGUGUGCUGUCGAGGAAACACUGGAAUCGCCCAAACUUAAUCCGGAUCUCACCUAUCAUUGGCUGAUCACCCGUAAGGACGGUCGCCCCGUUGACACCUCCGUGAUUGCUGACAGGGUUGAGGUGGUUCCACUGGCCGAAGGCGGACUCGAGCUCAAAUUGACUGGCCUCAGAGCGUCCGCCGCUGGUCUGGCAGCCAAGUGUUUGGUCCGAAACGAAACGAAAACCGAUGAUGCGAAACCGGCGUGGAUUAACUUCGACAAAGGCGGUGAUGUUGUUACAUUUUCCGGCGACAAACUUACUGACCCCGGACAGAAACCACCUUUCACUGGCACGCCAGAGUACGAGACAGUUCCAGAAAACGACAAGAAGAAUAGGUACACUGUGAAAAUCGAGGGUCUGGAUGAGUCUGGCCGUCUGGCUGCGCCUGAAGACUCAGAUGUAUCUCUGAAAGUGAAAAUUAUCGAUAAGGAAACAGGCGAAGAAGUGCCUCUAACAGACCCGGCGUGGAGAGCCGCUGGUGUGGAAGUCCAGCACGCUGACGGACUGCCAGCACCACUGAGUCACCUGGCGAACCAAGUCCAUGUUGACUCCAAGACCGGUGAAAUCAAACUCACAGGAUAUAAGGGUGAUUCAAAUGUGGAUAAAGCUGGAGAUUUGUUCGUGCGCGUGGUUGUUGAAAAGAUGUCCACUGAAUCGGAGGACGAGUGGAAACCGAAACCCGGACAGACAGGAGAUCCUAGAAAAGAACGUUUUGCCUCACCCUUCGCUCAAGUCGUCGUCUCCGACAGGACUGAGCCGGAGGACCGUCAGGAGGCCGAAAAACCGGAGGCGUUGAUCGCUGUUGUGCAUGGUCUCACCAAAUGUCACACACUCGCCCUGGAAAAAGGAAAGGACUUGCGUCUGACUUGCCGAGCCCGAGGUGUAGAAGACACAGAAGGUUUGGUCUUUGACUGGGAACUCAGGAAUAUCCUCGGUCAACGUGUUCCCAUGGAUGUGAUUGCCAAAACUGCCGUGCGUUCCGACAACGAGCUCCAUCUUAGCGGCAUGAGGGUGUUGGCUGAUGAGUACGAAGUCUUGCUCGGGCGUUGUGUGAUUGCACGUAAAACAGGCGACUCUGCCAAAUACUACAGUCGAGACUUUGUCGUAGGACCAUCAUGCAAACCAGCUGAGCCGGAAGAAGUGCGAGUUGUCGAGAUCCCAAGCAAAGAUCCAAGUCAACGUCUAUUCCGUUGUGUGGCCACGAAGAGAACUGACGGAUCCAUAAUCCCUGGAACAGCCUACAAUUGGGAAUUCGCGACUUCCGAUGGCAGCGUUAUUCUGCCUGGUCAUCUCUUUGAGGGUGUGGAAAUGAACGGUGACUCUGUAGUCCUUGAAAAGCUCCGUGAUGAUGUAGACUUGUCCAAAUACUUCGGUGAUGGCGGUGAUCUGACAAUCGAAGGUCGCUGUGUCGCCCUUGUGCCUUCACCGGAGGAUAAGGAUGAACUCAAAUUGGUCAAGUCGGAUCCAAUGGUUCGUGUGGUUAAAACUAAAAAACAGCCCAAACCGACUUACGUAGACAAAGACGUUCUUGAAGAGGACAAACCCCGGGCUCAAGUAACGGGUGCCGAGGAUGGCAAGGUGGUUGCAAAGGAAGACGAAUCAAUAACGCUGAAAUGUGGUGCAGUGGACUACCAAACAGGAGCUUCUCUCAGUGGACUUGACUACUUCUGGGAAGUGCAGACGCAAGAUGGCCAACCGGUAGACACUAGCGCCCUGGCGGAGAAGGUAGAGCUAAUGCCGUCAAGCGAUAAAUCGGAGUUUGAACUGAAGCUCACCAAAUUGCGACACACUGCCAACGGUCUUCGCUUGAGAUGCAUUCUGACCAACUCGACGACUGCGACAGAUCUUCCUCCAGACGCCCCUCGUGAUGGACUUGUUAGACCCGGGCACCAGCUUCCUGGAGAAUUCAUUGAUUUCGUCGUUGAGGGGGAUCCAGAUAAACCAGGACCUAAGUUUGAUAGUCUAAAAGACCUCCAUUCCACAAUACCGGACAGUGAUCAAAGGAAAGCAUUCCGAGUUCAAGUCCACGGCCUCGAUGAAAGUGGAAACUUGGCUGGAAGGAAGGAUUCCGACAUCGUGUUGAGGCCUGAGCUCAUUGACACUUUCACCAACAAGAAAGCCGAAGUUCCAGAGGGAGGCGACGUUGCUUACGGCCUGGAGGUUUCCAACGCUGACGGAAGUCCGGGUCCACUGAACCAAAUUGCGAAUUCAGUUGAAAUCGAUGGGAAAACGGGAGAGAUCAAGUUGGUCGGCUACCGCGCCGAUCAGCACAACCCCAACGCUAAGGAUCUUCGGAUGAGGGUUGUGGCAGAGAGGACACAGCCGUCGUCUGCGACUGAGCCAGAGAAACGCCAACGAUUUGCGUCGCCCUACUUUUAUCCCGUUUUGGUUCAGGAAGACGGAGAACCUGUCGAAGAUCCCAGACCGGAUGUACAGAAAUUGCCUGAAUUGAAGCCAAUGGUUGUCGGUUUGAGUGAUUGUGGCAACCUACCCAUCGAAGAGGGCACUCAGAAGAUAUUGGUGUGCGAUGUUAAAAGUUCAACUGACGACGUGAACAAACUGCUCUACGGCUGGGAGUUGCGUCUGGAAAAUGGCGAAGAAAGGCCUCUGUCUGGCUUCAUUGCUGACUUCUCAAAGCAGUCGGGCAACAAACUGGAACUGCUGAAACUGUUCAAACCAACUAAACGUGUCUUUGGUCGCUGUGCGGUCGCUCGACCCGAUGGAGACGGCUCAAAGUACUUCAGCGAGUACUUCGAGAUUGGCGCGACAUGUGAACCUGACCCGAAAACACGUGUGAAGGUUGACGUUCAGGAUAUUCCACGUCAUAAUCCUGAAGAGAAGGCUUUUGAGUGCAUUGCAUAUGAUUCGCUCAGCGGUGCCCGCUUGGAAAAUGCCACCUUUGACUGGCGAUUUGUGUCACCUGAAACUGGAAAGGUCAUUCCACCGGGCCUGCUCUUUGCCAAGGUCACGACGGAGGGAAGCAGGUUGACUUUGGACAGCAUGAGAGACGAUGUCGAUCUAGCCACCCUGACUGGGUCCAACAAACUGCACGGUGAGUGCGUCGUCGAGGUUCCCAAAAGUCCGGAUGGUUUAGAUUCCGACAAGUAUUCUUCGGGACCGCAAAUUUUCAUCGAACGGGACGCGACCGGUGCCUCCAAAAUAGAAACAGUCGAUGAAGUGGCGAAGAAGAAAUUCAGGUUCCGCAUUGAUGGAGUCAAAGACGGCAAAGUGGUUCUUAACGAAGGGGACAACAGCGUGAUCAGUUGCACAGUUGAGGAUCCAGAUACUCGUCGUCCUCUCGAAGGAAUUGUCGUCAACUGGGCUGUUGAAUAUCAGGAUGGAUCUGCGGUCGAUACUUCAGCUCUCGCUAGGAGUGUCACGUCAAUUCCACUGCCUUCAGGAUCGGCUCUUCGCCUCCAAGGCAUUCGCAAAACCGCUGAGGGUCUUCGAGCCAAGUGCGUCGGCGUCAGUACCAUCAGAGGUCUGGGUACUGGGGACCCUGCUCCAGAAGACAGCCUUAUCGAUCCUAAGGAGGAAAUCGAGAGCCCCUUUGUUGAGUUUGAUGUAAAGCCGAUGAUUGCAGAAGAGGAGCCAGAAGGAGAACCAGGGAUACCGAAGCCCCCAUCAGGCAAGAAAGAUCCGAAAGACUUCAAAUUCGUCAUUGGUGGUUUGGACGAUGAAGGAAAACUAUCUGUUCCACGUGGAUCAAGCAAAGUUCUUGAUGUUAAACUUGUUGACCCUGAAACAGGCGAAGAACUCCCCAAGGAUCCGAAAGCCACGUACGGAGUUGAACUGCAACGCGCCGACAAAACCCCAGCUCCAUUGGGUGUUCUUGCGGAUACCGUGGAGGUGCAAUCGGAGACUGGAGAGUUGAAGAUAGAAGGCUAUCGUGGUGAUACCCUGGAUAAUAACGCUGAUGAUCUGUUCCUUCAAUUUGUCGUGGAACGACCAGAUCCAGACGAAGAAGCUAAAACGGAAAAGUUUAAAUCGAAGCCGAUUCCUGUCAAGACACUGACCGAGUCCGGCGAACCGAUUCCAGGCAAGUGGAAGUUAGAAUUUUUGUACACCAGAAGACGCGCUAUUCGCCUGCCUGAUCUUAAACCCAUUGUUCUUGGACUCGGUAAAUGCGGCAAACUUGAAUUCAAGGAAGAUGACGAUGUCACGCUGAAAUGUCUCGCGGAAGACGACGACAAUCUGGUGUACGCGUGGGAGGUGAUUAAACCCGGUAGCAGCCAGGUCUCCAUAGCUGGCACUCUCGCUAAGUCGGUGGAACAGGAAGGCUCGAAGCUGCGUCUCAUCGGGAUGCGGUCGCAGCCCGCGACCUUGUUUGGUCGGUGUCUAAUCGCUCGAAAGUCCGGGAACGGCGCUCGCUACGGCAGCUACUACUUCCCAAUUGGUGGCCAGUGUGACCAGAAAACCGAUAUUAUGCUGAAGGUUGAGGACGUCCCAACGCGUUCCCUGCACGAACGCAAGUUCAAGUGCAAAGCUAUCCUGGUUGACACAGGAGCAGCGAUUCAGGGUGGAACCUUCCAAUGGGAGUUCGCCUCUUCCUCUGGCGAAGUUAUUCUUCCCAGUCACAUCUUCUCCAAAGUGGAAAUCGACGGUGACACUAUUCUUCUGAGUCGACCCAUUCCGGAAGUUGACUUGACCAAGUUCCUAGGUCCAAACGAUGGCGAAUUCAUUAUUGGAAGGUGUCGUGUGCUUCCAUCAGAAGACGGUGACAAGUUGGGCCAGUCAGCUAUCCCUCCCUCAGAUCCCUUCAUGGUCAUCAGCCCCGUCAAGGAUGGUGAAGAUGCUGGGAAACCCAAGUUUUUAGAGACGGUUGAUGUCAAGGACGAAAAGCCCGAAGUUGUCGUCAAAGGCGCAGAUAAUAAUCGCGUUGCACUUGAUGAAGGUGACUCGAUUACCCUCAGAUGUGAAGCUAAGGUCACCGUCAACGGCAUUGUAGAUAUCUUCAAAAAGACGAAGGUGGAGGGUCUGACGCAUGUGUGGGAGAUUCGCACCAAAGACAGCCGUCCAGUGGACACCAGCGCUCUGGCCGAAAGCGUGGAGGUGUUGCCAUCCGGGGAAAUCAGACUGACCGGUCUCCGACAAAGCGCGUCCGGACUGCGAGCUCGCUGCGUCCUCGUCAACGGCUCCAGUCCUGAAGCUGGAGAACCCAAGGAUCUGGGAGCGCUUCCUGCUGGCGAAGCAAAAGCGGGCGAAUUCGUUGAUUUCGACGUAAAGCCCGACCCGAGUAAAGAGCCUGAGUUCAACAGCACAAAAGCGUUUGAUAUUGACACAACGGAACCAUCACCGUUCAAAGUCAAAGUCGAGGGACUUGACGAUCGUCAUGCCUUGUCUGCGCAAAAAGGAGCGGAAGUCUCAUUAAAGGGAAAACUUCUUAACGUCGAAACUGGCGAGGAGGAAACAGAAAGGGUUCGGUUUGGUCUGGAGGCAAGUUACUCCGAUGGAAGUCCGGCCCCGCUUAACCUCCUUGGAGACAGUGUCUCGGUUGACGCAAGCACGGGUGAAAUCAAGGUGAACGGCUUCAAAGGGGACGCCUUGGUCCCACAAAAGGGGUCUCUACGAAUUCGUGUUGUUGCUGUCAGAGACGGAGUUGAGGGUGAUCCACCGUCACCGGCAAGGACACGAUAUGCCUCCGACUAUAUCCCUCUGAUCAUACUGGACGAGGGUGGUUUGCCAGUCGAAGACACAAGACCAAGUUGUGGACAAUUCGAUCCAGUUUCACCAACAGUUGAGGGACUAAGUCCAUGUGGCAACCUCCUCCUCCAACAGGGCCAGUCGGCGUCUGUGUACUGUAAAGCAACCGGCAAUGCAGAAACCGAGGACCAAUUCGUCGUUGGUUGGGAGUUUCUUGAUGCCAAGGGGUCAUUGCUACCAUUGGCCGGUUUGAUUUCGAGCUCCGCCGUGGCCGAGGGAAGCUCGCUUCACCUGACUAACGUCAGACAGCCCAGCACUCCCAUGUUCGGCAGGUGUGUGGUUUCAAGGAAGGCCGGUGAUGACACCCGAUACUUCAGUUCCCUGUUCCAGAUCGGUGGUGAAUGUGCUGAAGCUGUCCCGUUGACGACACCGGCGCCAUCAACCGAGGAAACAAUCCCUACGGACCCAAAUUCAACAUUUACAGGAGAAGCGUCCGAUAAUAACGUACGAAUUCGCUUCCAGCUAACUGGCAUCAACCCUGAUCGUCUUGUGAUAGCAAAACCUGGGGAAAAUGCGACCAUCACGUGCGCUGCCUUUGAUGAGAAAACCAACGAAUCCAUCCCCGACGCAAAGAUAAGCUGGGAGUUUGCCGAUCUUGAGUUGAAUAGAAUCAGUCCAAUGCGCAUCGCUAACAAGGUGUUUACCCAAGGCAACAAUGCCAUCAUCUUUAUCGAUCUCCGCAACGAACCAAAGGCCGGCGGACGAUGUCUUGUCACUCUUGAUAGCAAGGCUACAAUCAGCACCCCCUUCUUCUACUUCCACGUCACAGACGACGGAGAUGCACCUCCAACUGAGGAACUUCCAAAUGGCAAGACAACUGUAAAAGUGCAAGUUGAAGGUCUCAACGACCUGGGUCAGGUCUCCGUCAAGCAGAUCGGUGAUGACGUCCAACUGACUUGCAAAGCAGUGAAGGGGGAAACAGGUGAGGAGAUCACCGAGAAUGUUCGCUAUGGCUGGGAGUGGCGUUACCUCGACAACGACCCAGCAAUGACUAGUAAUGUGGCCGUAGGCAUCAGGACAGAUGGCGACAGUAUGGAACUGCAUGGAAUUCGCGCUCCUGAGGGAUUCGGGGGACGCGGUAUCAAGGGACGCUGUGUGUUGCACAUCCCCAAUAGAGUUAUCGAACCUGAAGCUCCCCAUGGAGACGCGGAACGCAAAUUUAGCUCACCAUACUUCACUGUCGUCGUGGACCGACUUCCGGCUGUCUCCCAACCACCCGUUCCCGGACAUCCAAUCGAUGGCAUCAUUGUUGAGAUCUCCGGAGCAACAGAUGGAGAACUGAAGGCAAGCCAGGGAAGCGAUGCAAAGCUUGACUGUGUUGUUAAGAACGCCACCACCGGGAAGCCGAUUUCAGCGGCGUUGUACGCCAUUGUUUAUGGAUGGGAGUUCAGGGAUGCAUCGGGCAGUGCUGUGGACAGCAGUUUCUUUGCCAACGCGGUAAACAUUGAGCCACAUGGCAGUAUUCGACUGUCGGGGCUGUCAGCACCGCUGUCGGGUCGAUUCCCGAUGCGAAUUCGAUGCUACGCCACACUGGCUCCUCGACUGCUCGUCGAUGACAAAGCUGUCCCGCAACCACGGUUCUACACAUCGGACUUCGUCGGCCUCUUGAUCGUCAGGCAAGAUGGAACAGUGACAGCGCCUCUUCCAGGCCAGCCGGAACCUGAUGUGCAAGGCAACCGUGUCUUAGUUGAGAUUAAGGGACUACAUCCAAGUGGUGAACUCAGGAAAAUGCCUGGUGAAAACGCUGAGCUGGAGUGCGUGGCGACAGAUGCAAAAACAAACCGGCCAAUCGAAGACGGCCAAGUGACCUACGACUGGAGCCUAAUCCGACCGAACGGCCAACGCCUCUCGACUGGCCAAAUAGCCCGAGAAGUUGUUUAUGACGGGCCUCGUAUAGUCUUGAACCACGUGAAGAUGAUGGAUGGUGAACUUGGUGGAUCAAAAGGACGCUGCGAGGUCGUUUACAAUGGACAAUUGUACACCUCGCCCUUCUUCCUCUUUGACUUCACGCCAAAGCGUCCGGAUGAAAUUGUCGAAGGUGACGGCAAACUCAUUGUUCACGUGGAGGGUGCAGAUGACGCACUUGGGGCCAUACGACUACCUCCAGGAGACAAGAUUCUUCGCUGCUUUGCCGUUGACGCGAAGUCUAUGCAACCAGAAACUGACGUGUCCUAUGUCUGGGAGUACGAUAUGAGCCUUGGAAGGGGUCUCCCUUACAUGCCCGAUGUGAUGGAUCCUGAACGUGUGAAGACCUUCAAAGAAGGCCCGAACGGAUACCUAACUCUUACGGGAACAUCUGAUCAAAGAGUUGACGAGAGCAAGGUUUCACGUGUGCGUUGCCGAGUAUUCAAGGAUGGAGCUAGUUACACUUCCAAAUACUACGACAUCCGAAUGGAACACGAAGACAUCGAAGCGCAAAAACCUGAUGACAAAUUGGUUCCAAAGUACUGGCCUCAAGUGACCGGACUUGAUGAUGAAGGGCGUGUAUCAGCGGAUCCCAAUGACGCGGUUACACUCGGCUGUCAAGCUAUUGACACCCUAACUGGCGAGAAGGUUAACAAUGUGGACUACCUGUGGGAGCUGCGUGGCAUCGAUGGAAGGAUGGUUGACCCAACUGAAAUUUCCGCCGGAGCGGUCAACUUCAAGAGAAACCAAUUAAUCAUAGAUGCGAUCCGCGCUCAAUACGGAACUGUGAAGGGUCGCUGUGUCGUUGUGGAUCGAACGACGAAGGAACAAUUUCCUUCACCGUACUUUAUCUUCGCCGUCCCACCAUCCUACGGACCGGAAGAGGUCGGACAGAAACUGCCUUUAGUCAAAGACGCCCAGCCUGAAGACACUCGCGUGAAGGUUUGGGUCUCGGAGCUAAACGACCUCGGAAAUCUUAAUGGAAUGGUCGGUCAGGACGCCUCGUUGCAGUGUCACGCCGAACCGCAAGUGGAUAGCGCGUACGUGGUUAACUACUCGUGGCAAUUUGUCGAUCAUCAUGGUCAGCCCCUAUCACCCAGUGCUUUAGCCAACGAGAUCUCGACAACUGACGCCGGCGUCCUUCAAAUGUCAGGACUGCGGGCUCACAAGGACCCUCAAGGCUACUUUGCUGUGGCGGGGCGUUGUCUCGCGCACGUCGACAUUGAGGAUGCGAAGGGACUUAGAGAACAGUUGCGCUUCCCAUCCAAGUACUUCCACGUCGUGGUUCGGGACACUGAAAGCCCAGUUCUUCCAAGGGUCCCCGAGGACUCUCAAGGAGAAUUCGUUGUCGUCGAAGUGGAAGGUCUUGACAAACACGGCAACCUCAGAGCUGAACCCGGUGCCAUUGUCACUCUCACAUGCAAGGCCAGAGACGUGAACGCCGGCGACCAAGCUGUGAGUGGAGGACAGGCCUGGAGCUUCUCAGACUCCCUAGGCCGUGAAGUGUCGAUCGACCGUUUGGCCAUGUCUGCGGAGAAGAGCGGUCAUAGCCUCAUUUUGACGCAUCUCAGACCAACUGUCGAGGACGUGAUAAUCCGUGGCAAAUGCAUUGUAUUUAGCGACAAGAGGAAACGCUUCUACUCGUCUGUGCCAUUUGAGGUGACCGUCAAACGAGUUAAGGAAGAGGCAAUGGAAGAUGACGAUGUGGCUGUUGAAGUAACCGGAGACAUUGCUGACGGUGCGUUUACGGGCACCAGGGGUGGUGAAGGGACCCUCUAUUGUUCAGCGACGGACACCAAGACUGGGGAAGCUGUUUCUGCCAAAACGGAAUGGGAAUUUGAGGUGGACGGUCAGCUAAGGUCCUUGGAUUCGCUCGCCGGUGACAUUGCCGGUGAGGUUGUCCAAACCACGAGUCCAGUCGACCCUCAAGCCUCGAUGCUUCACCUCAAGGCCAUUAGUGGGACCUCGCAGUGGACGCGGAUGCGCUGCAAAGCUACCGUAACUAAGGAGCCAGAAGAGGCAGCAGCAGCAGUUCCUGUUGGAAAGACGUACUAUUCUCCUUUCGUGUCCUCGGGUGCUCUCUUCGAAGACAAAGCUCCAAGAGGACCGAUUAUCACAGACCCCAACAUUUCUAUUCGCGUGCAUGGUCUUGAUGAGGAUAACACCGUGGUUGCGAACGUUGGAGACGACAGGACGCUCGAGUGCUCGGCAAUCGAUAUGACCACUGGCCAGCCGAUUAAGAAAGCCAAGUUCACAUGGAGCCUUCACACGGUAGAUGACCAGCCCCUGAUCACCAGCAGGCUCGCUGAACAAGUCCACGUAAUCGACGGAGAGCUUCGACUUUCUGGUCUACAGGAGUCAAGUAGAUUUGCGAGGGCUCGGUGUCUAGCUAAAUUGCCGCCAAAAGACGGUGAGGUUGAGGAGAAACCCAAAAGAAAACCGCUGUUCUACGCCUCGCCGGUUGUCAGCUUCAACGUUACGAGGAAGGAAGGCGAGCUGGUCCCCCCUGAACCCGAAAUCGAUAUAUCGAGCUUGAUGGUGGAAGUACAGGGCAUUUCGCCAUCUGGAUCAUUGACUGACGUCGCGGGCAGCACAAGAACUCUUGAAUGUGUUGUGACAGAUAAGUGGAAAGGUGCGCCAAUUGUUGAAGGCGUUUCCAUCGGUUGGGUGUUGGCCACGGGUCCAGACAACCAGCCAAUCGAAGUGAGUCGACUGGCCGACAAGGUGGAGUUCAGUGGAACCAAGUUGACUCUCACUGGGCUGCACGCGACAGUCAAGCACACGGGCGGUUUGCGGGGUCAGUGUGUUGCCUCGGUGAUCGGUGGUGACGCAGUGGACGGUCCGGUUGUGAAUUCGGACGUUUUUGCCAUCCACAUAGCCCCGAAACCCUCCAUCGGUCCAGAAGAACCGAAAGAUCGCGAGGAUGAAGAGGAAGACAAAGUGAAGGGACUACCUGAUACCUGGCUUCCUGGACCUGAGCCUAAGGACGCAGUUGUGGUGAUCAUUCACGAACUAAACCGUGACGGAGAACUAGAAGGCAACGUGGGUGCAAAUGCGACCCUCACAUGCGUGGCUCAUGACACAAAAACACAGGAGCAACUGAAGGUUGGUAGCCCUGAAGACGGAGUGUCUCCGCGCUUCGGUUGGGAAAUUCGGGACCAAACGACCGGAGAGGAGGUAAACCUCAACGAAUUGGUGUCAGGUCAGGUGAUUGUGACGCAGACUGCCCAGGGUGUCGAUGCGCCAGACGCUAGUGCUGCCAGCCGACUGCGUCUGCACGGACUUCGAUCGACAGUUGGAAGGCGACUUCACGGUCGAUGCACGGUUCGUCUGGACGGACAGCGCUACAGUAUUAUCUGUUGCUGGGUCUUUAUAGCGGACGACAAUGCCAUAUCCGUGGUUGUGACUGGAAUAGAUGCUGAUGGUGGAAAAUUGGUAAUGCCGGGAAAUAAUGUUUCGCUAACCUGCACGGCGAUGAACACAAAAUCAAAGAUUCCCCUGCCUGAAAAGACAGUUUCGUACGGGUGGCGAUUGGUUGAUGCCGAUGGUCGUGAAAUUCCUCCUGAACGUCUGGAGUCGCUUGAAGUCAGUGGAAGCACUUUGGAUCUAACCAAAGUCUCCUAUCGUGCUGGCGAAAGUGGAUCUCCAGAACCCAUUUACGGUUGGUGCGUUGCGGGCGUGAAACAGCCAACCGCGUUCCCUCCGCUGCUGCGCUAUCGAUCCGACACGUUCAUUAUCUACCCGACUGGUGAACCUGAGGUAUCUGACAAACCAGACAUUACCUUAAGCGUGACAAACGUUGGUGGAGACGAGGACUUCCUGGUUCGACCUGAUGAGAACAUCGAGAUGUUGGUCACCGUGACAGACACAAAAACGGGUGAACAGAUACCGCCAGAACACGUCAAGAUUGGUUGGGAAUGGACAGACGUGAGUGGGUCACGACCAAUUAACUUGGGCGAAUUUGCCGCUGGAGGCGAGGAAAUCACAGACCGUGGCAACUACAACGCCUACGACGUCCGUCUCCCACAGACUGUUCGUGGACGCGCUGUAGCCGUCUACACUUCGCCCGAGGAUGGACGCAAGUGGCGCUACACUUCAAACUACGUCUUCCUCUCGCCCGACCGCGAUGCCGCUCUGGGUGAAGGCGAAGAACCAGUCAAGGAGAUUCCGUUUGAUGAAGGCACGUGUUGUGAUGACGGGAAAGUUGUCCUAAAAGUCUCCGGCCUGAAUGAAAAUGGGCAGUUCGUUGUUCCUGUUGGAGGCGAAGCAGAAAUCAGUGUGGUCGCUAAUGAUGCAGAGUCGGGCGAACCUCUGACCGACAAGACAGAGCCAUCACUUUUGGGGUACGGUUGGGAGGUCGUGGAGCCUGAUUCGUUGCACACCCACACUGCCGACCUGGCCGACUCCAUCAAGAUGGAUUCGAAGACGGGUAAAUUCACUGUGAAGAAUCUGAGGGCAGGUGAUCGCCAGGUUCUUUUGCGAAUGACGGCGCUUGUUGAAGCGAAGGAAGAUGAGGGGAAGGACGCAAGGCUACUUCACAAACGCUACAAGUCUGACCUCAUCCCACUCGUGCCCGAGGGCUCUAAUUGGCCAGCAGAAACAGCCAUGGACUUGACCGGAAAAGGUGUCACCGUUACAGUUGAAGGUUUGGAUGAAAAUGGCGAUGUCGUGGUGAAUGCUGGCGAAAACGUUGAAUUGAGAGCCGUCGUAAAGGAUACUUCUGGCGCUGCUCAAAGUGUUAAAGGUUACUCUUGGACCUUCAUCGAUCGGAAGGGCUACCCAGUUGCUCCGUCUUCCAUUAGCAGAAGUGUCCAGGAAAGCUCCGACGGCAGUAUCAAGCUCUCCGUGAUUCAACCGUCGGCAAUUUCGGAUGGCGUUCGAGGCAUCUGUCGCGUGGCAGUGGAACGCGAAGGCGAAGCCGGACCCCAGUACUAUCAGUCCAAGUGGUUCGCCUUCAAAGCCCCCCCUGGAGAUGGAUCUGGCACGACCGACCGUCCCGAUAUCUCGACCGGAGAUCUAGACUAUGGAUUCAAUUUGACAGUCAAGUCUGAUUCAAGCGUUAUCUACCCCAUCCAUGAGGGUUACAUCGUCAUGGCACGGCCUCAUCUUCCGCUUGAGUUGGACUGUAUAGCCGAGUUUGCGGAAGGAGUCAGCCCGAGACUGUCUGAGUCUGGAAGGCCUAUUCCCCAACUUUCCUGGUUCUACCGGCGCCCCGAGAUCCCCGGAGAUGUGCCGAUUCCAGCAGAACUCUUCCCAGUAAGACCGGGCAAACUGGAGACGCUGCUUAUUAGUGAAGUGAACGACCAGGCCAUCCGCAUCUCCUCGGACCACUACGACUUCCGCAACGACCUUGCCGAGUUCCAGUGCCACGCCUUCGAUGGGGAUAAAACGCUGGCCAAACAGACUGUUUAUAUUAACCGCGUGAAGGAGCGCCUUCGUGUGCAGGUUUUCGACGAGGACUCGCGCACAGCGGUCUACGCAUUGGAAAACUCCAAGACAACGCUGUCAUGCUACGUCGAAGAUGAAAUCGAAGGAGGUCAAGUGGAUCCCCUAAGCUACAAGUGGGAAAUUUACCGUCCAGAGCAAGGUUGGGACGAAAUCAUAAAGACAGGAGAACUGGCAGCUACGGUCACAGGAGUGGACAGUAAGGAUCUGGCAUUAGACGGCCUCGUCGUCUCCGAGGGAGACCAAUUAUCGUCCAACUACCAGGUUCGCUGCGUCGCUCAGCUGAACGACACCUACUACACCGUCUCCCGUGGCUUUGCUGUCAACGUUCACCGCACUCCUGAAUUGAAGUCAAUCCGCCUGAUACGCGAAAAGCCACAACACCUUGAACUGACAGCUGAACCAGCCAAAGAUAUAUACGACGCCGGUUUUGAUUACCUCGUGUCAUGCAAACCGGACUUCUCAGCUGGCGAUGUUCAGGCUGUGUGGGAGAAGUUCGAUGCAGAAUUCGAUGACUGGGACCCCGUAAGCCCACCCUCUGACCAACUCUUCUUUGUGGCCGACUCGACGGAAUACCAAGACGAGGGUCGGUAUCGUUGCCGCAUCAACCUCAGUUUGCAGGACUAUGGGUUCCACUUGAUUAGGACUCGCGAACUGGAACUUAGCAGAAUCGCUGGGCCAGCGCCAUCGAGCAGGGACCAGCAGACCUUCACGGUAAACGACGAGUUGAUGCUGCAGUGCACCGAUCGUUCGGCGUCUCCACAGGUCGAGGUUGAGUGGUCCUUUGCGCCCAGUGGCGUGGCACCACCUGCUGGCAAGGAACCCCUCACCAUCGGCAGCUACUUCCAACACGAGAGAACCAGCGUCUUCAUCAUCCCUCGUGGUCAGUUGCUGGAGUCACAUUCGGGAACCUACACUUGCACACGAACCAAUGAGCACGGACAAGCCACGACAACCAUCAUCGUCGCGGUCAAACCGGACACCUUCGAGGCCGUCUGA